Molecule: messenger RNA, 931 nt
Organism: Brassica oleracea var. oleracea
Lineage: Eukaryota; Viridiplantae; Streptophyta; Magnoliopsida; Brassicales; Brassicaceae
Product: transcription factor TT2
Exons: 3
Coding region: 38-820 (260 amino acids)
Source: RefSeq, a predicted model, not a curated record
UAAAGACAAGUCUACCAACCACACAACAACAAGAGAGAUGAUGAGAAAGAGAGAAAGUAGUAGGGUGAAGAAAGAGGAGUUAAACAGAGGAGCUUGGACCGAUCAAGAAGACAAGAUCCUUAAAGACUAUAUCAUGUUCCACGGCGAAGGAAAAUGGAGCACACUCCCAAACCAAGCUGGUCUCAAGAGGUGUGGCAAAAGCUGCAGACUUCGGUGGAAGAACUACUUGAGACCAGGCAUAAAGCGCGGAAACAUCUCAUCUGAUGAAGAAGAACUUAUAAUCCGCCUCCAUAAUCUCCUUGGAAACAGAUGGUCGUUGAUAGCUGGGAGGCUUCCAGGGCGAACUGACAAUGAAAUAAAGAACCACUGGAACUCAAACCUCCGCAAAAGACUUCCAAAAUCACAAACCAACCAACAGAAAAGUCGAAAACAUUCCAACAACAACAACAUGAAUAAAGUAUCUGUUAUACGUCCAAAGGCGAUUAGGUGCCCAAAGGCUCUGACAUUUCAGAAGCAGAGUAGUAUUGGUAGUACCAGUCUUCUUACUGUGAAGGAAAACGUGAUUGAUCAACAAGCUAGUUCUCCUUCAUCGUUGGGAGAUCUUAAAAUCGAUUUUGAUAAAAUUCAGUCUGAGUAUCUCUUCUCUGAUCUGAUGGACUUUGAUGGUUUGGGUUGUGGAAACGUAAUGUCUCUUGUUUCAUCUGACGAGGUGCUGGGAGAUUAUGUUUCGGCUGAUGCUUCUUGUCUGGGUAAUCUUGAUCUUAAUAGACCUUUCACUUCUUGUCUUCAAGAAGAUUGUCUCUGGGACUUUAAUUGUUAGACCCUAUCGUAAAUCUUCAUAUAUUACGUCUACCUCUGUACGAACAAAAGUAUAUAUUUAUAUUUUGUUUGAACGCUUCUAAUUACUAGUAAUUUCUAACUUUGUUUUGCU